Messenger RNA from Trachymyrmex cornetzi, 1315 nucleotides. RefSeq lists its product as uncharacterized. Lineage: Eukaryota; Metazoa; Arthropoda; Insecta; Hymenoptera; Formicidae. Gene Ontology annotation, molecular function: sequence-specific DNA binding. The record is from RefSeq and is a predicted model, not a curated record. The coding region runs from base 473 to 1315 and encodes 280 amino acids. The transcript has 6 exons.
UAAAAACAGCAUAAAGUAAAAGUAAAUAUGCCGAGCAAUAGUAAAUAUUGUUUAUUGUGUGGUAAUCGCGGAACUACUGCAGUUUCUUAUUACUCAUGUUGGCAUCACGUUCAGCGCCCUAUUCUCCUUCCAGUAGUAUAUGUUCUAAGAAAUAGAAGCAGUCAAUGCGCUGAGAACAUAGACUUAUAUAAAUAGACUGCGCAGCUCAACGGGCCGGCUGUCGUCUGGACUAGAGAGAGAAAGCAUGAGUGGCCGGAGCUUUGUCUCUUUCUAAUGGUGGUAAUGGUGGGGGACUCGGCAAGAACUGAGGGAGAGAAGGCUUCCCCACCUAGCUUAACCUCUAAGCAGUAAGCACCCUACACACAACUGAAGUACAUACUGCAGCCUGUUUAUUUCGAUGUCCACGGUAGCCGCGUGGACGUAGCCUACGAUAUUGUUAUUUUAAGUAAAAUAACGAAGUAAUUGAAGAAAAAUGGUUUCUGAUUGUUGUGUAUGUAAAGUGUCCCAAGGAGUUAUUGAUAAUGUAUCGUUUCACAGUUUCCCUAAAAACGACGAACGAAGAGAGCAGUGGCUGAAAUCUGUGAACAUGACAGUUUCUAAAAAAAGUUGUGUUUGUAGUCAGCAUUUUCGCGAAACAGAUUUCAUAUACAAAGUCGUUGGAGAUAGUGUGCGUCGAUUUUUAAAACAAACAGCAUGCCCAACAUUAUCACUUGAUAAUAAUUCUAUAAGAGUGGCCGACACAGGAGAUAUUUGUAAAUCAGUGUCAGAGGAUAAUCAAAAUAAAAACUCUUGUGAGAUCAUGUGUAAUGAAAAUGUAAACAGUUGUAUAUCCGAAACUGAAUCUACCAGUAAUGAAAAAAUUAAUGAAACAACAAAAAGGAAAAAUUCUGAGGAAUUAAAUUUUGAUACAAAGAGAGUGUGUAAUCCUCGGUACAUGGGAGAUCUUCGUAAAGAACAUUUUAUGUCAGAGUCAGUUUAUUUUAUUGUAAAAAAAUACUAUGACGAAACUCAAAAGAAAUUAAAUACCUUACACCAAAAAGUUAAUCGACUGCAGAAGAAAUUUAAUACUAUGGAAGAAUUAACAAAACAUUUAAAAAGUAUUGGACUUUUAUCUGAUGAAACAGAAGAAGCUUUACAGAAACAAAUUACACCUGCCCUUAUGGAAAUGUUCAAGAAAUGCUUAACAAACAAGAUAACGCCAGAAUAUUCAACCGAACUAAAAAAGUUUGCUUGCACAUUACUUUUUUAUUCCACACCCGCUUACAAAUUCAUACGAGAAUCCUUCAACAAUACCGAGGAUACGUACACAUUUUAA